Hippoglossus stenolepis (Pacific halibut) is the source of this 1126-nucleotide messenger RNA. It is a transcript of the gene msrab, whose product is annotated as mitochondrial peptide methionine sulfoxide reductase. Bases 290 to 814 code for a protein of 174 amino acids. Gene Ontology annotation, cellular component: cytoplasm. Gene Ontology annotation, biological process: cellular response to oxidative stress. The record is from RefSeq and is a predicted model, not a curated record. Lineage: Eukaryota; Metazoa; Chordata; Actinopteri; Pleuronectiformes; Pleuronectidae. The transcript is spliced from 6 exons. Gene Ontology annotation, molecular function: peptide-methionine (S)-S-oxide reductase activity.
UAUAAAGCAUCAGCCUCCUCCGACGACUCGUGCCUGACUCCCUGCCAACCUGUGUGAAGCUAGGAAGCGGAAUAGUGAGAGGGAGGGAAGAGGGGAAGGGAGAGAAUGGAUUUUUGGAAGCAAGUAAACAGAGCAGCCUGGAAAUCGACCUUUCCGUCACCAGUUUUGGCAUCCAGGGGUAGAACCUCACCCGUGUCUCCGCGUGUGGGGGCAGCAGCACUUGGACUUCCGUUUUACGGACAAGCAUGCAGUCAGUGGGAAUCCCACUGUGGAGCCUUUUCCAGAAGGCAUGGAGACCAUCAUGUUUGGUAUGGGCUGUUUCUGGGGCGCAGAGAAACUUUUCUGGCGACUUCCAGGGAUCUUCUCCACACAAGUGGGCUACGCCGGCGGUUUCACACCCAACCCCGACUACCACGAGGUUUGCUCAGGUCUAACGGUUCACACUGAGGUGGUGAGGGUGGUCUUCUCCCCUGAAGACAUCAGCCUUGAAGAGCUGCUUAAACGCUUUUGGGAGAACCACAAUCCUACACAAGGUAUGAGGCAGCAGGGGGACCACGGUUCUCAGUAUCGUUCAGCUAUUUACACAUCCAGCCCCACUCAACUGGAGCUGGCAUUGAAGAGCAAAGUGGCCUUCCAGCAGGAGUUGGAUAAAAAAGGCUUCGGCCCCAUCACAACAGAGGUCCGGGAGGGGCAGCAGUUCUACUACGCUGAGGACUAUCACCAGCAGUACCUGAAGAAAGUACCUAAAGGCUUCUGCGGCCUCAAAGGCACCGGAGUCUCGUGUCCCAUCGGAGCCACAGAGGAUGAAGUGUGAGAAUACAUUAAGAGAAGGGAUCAGGUGAUGGAUAAGUAUUUUUGUAUGGAUACUAAUGUUGUCAUUUACUGUUAUUAUAUGUAUGAAUAUUCCUAAUGUAUGUGUAAGUAUUUUUAACUUAAGAUCAUUUUAGUCAAAUAAAAUCAUUACUAGUAACUGAGUCCUCAAUAAGUGUUUACUUAUUGUCAGUCUUGGAGAACACAGUGUACAGUAAGGUAGUUGUCUUUGUGUAGCAAUGUUCAGAUUCAAACUGAUUGAUGUACAAUAUACAAAUAAGAAAUGAAAAUAAAAGAAGAUAAAUAAUAGAAUUAA